Molecule: messenger RNA, 2634 nt
Organism: Letharia lupina
Lineage: Eukaryota; Fungi; Ascomycota; Lecanoromycetes; Lecanorales; Parmeliaceae
Exons: 4
Coding region: 1-2634 (877 amino acids)
Source: RefSeq, a predicted model, not a curated record
AUGACAUCCUUUAUCGUUGCGUUUUUUGCUUUCGCUCUUGUGCUUCCACUGUAUGCUGUGCCGGUCACGCGAACGUCGUCAACAGACACGCUCAUAUAUGAUGCUGUGGUGGUGGGGACCAACGAAGUUGUCGAAUUGAUGCCAGCUCUCACUGGCUUACCGAGUCCAAUUUCCAUUCUAACGAAUGUAGACAUCGGUACGUGCGCUUCAGGGGAGAUAUGCGUCGCAAAAGUCUUCACGGAUAGUGCUAGCCAUGUAGCAUCAUCCGUGGUUGCUGAGUUUCGCGUGUUGCCCGCUUCGAUCGUUACCGCACUGGAGGACAUUGUUGAGGCUAUAGAUGCAGGGAUUGAGGUUGAUAGAUUUGCCAGCAACACCAUGAACAGCGGUCUUUUGAUUUCGCUUACCUCGGCGUCUACAAGGCAGGGCGGGACUACUGGGAGUGUGUCAGCUGCGGAGGGUUCGUCUGGUCGAUCAGCUGUGUCAACCAGAACACCAUCUACGCAGAACGCUUCGCCAGACGUGGUAUCAAACCCUUCAAUGUCUGCAACAACCUCUGUCAAUUCUUCUGGUACAGGGGCUACGAUAUCAGCGAGUAACAGCUCUGAGGGCAAUAGUCCUCCAGCAAACACACACAAUACUGCUCUCAAUAUGGCAGGAUCUCUGCCAGUCACGAACAAGGCGUUAGGGGGCAGUAACCGUACUAGAUCUGGAACACCCACAGCUUCGUUACCUACAGGUCCAGUCAUCUAUGCCGUCAAAAUCACAAAAUCCCAAGGCUCCGUCACGAAUGAAAUUGUCCAAGUGGGAUACUCUUCAGGUGUGCCGAGCACAAACGCUUUGUUCGCGUACGUAGACAGUGUCACGACUACGGUGACAAGUGUGCCGAUUGGAGUUUCGAUCCAGACUAUUACCAUCUCAACAUGUACCACUGCAGGCGCCAUUAUUACCGCGACAUCGUCUGGGAGUACCGUCGCAACCGAGGUACCUGAAUUAUGCACACACGGUCUUGCAUUCCUCAUUUUUGGGCUACCAGGGUUUCAUUCGUCUUCCGACUUCCCUUCUCUCUGCCACAAAUUAUUCUCCUUUCCCUUGGGGAUCAUAUGGCGGUUAUUCUGUCCUCUUGGUGGACCUCCUACCAUUUCAAUCAUCAGCAUCGAUCCAUCAAAAUUGCCGCCAGGCGAGAAUCCAAAUGGUGUCAAUCCUGAGGACGAAACGCCUACUCCGAUUCAAAGCCCGAGCCAAACAAUGCAGAGCAUGGUUUCUUCAUCAGCUGCAGACACGCCAACUCGAUGCGUGGUCAUGCCAUUAAUCGAUACCCCCCAAUCCGCGACAAAAUCUCUGUUCGCCCCAUAUGCUCAACGGAAGGAUGUCACGCAAGCAAAUAGAAGCGACGGUACCCUGGAAAUUUUCGCCUUAGAGCUCAGCGACACCGAGGCUUCGGUCAUCGAUGCUAAUUCUGAUUUCAUCAUCAUACAAGAAUCCGAACUUGAAAUUGAAAUGCCAGACAGUGGACAGACGGAUCCAGAUCUUAACGGCACCAUCUAUGCGACGGAGCCUCUUGAUUCGAAGCCUAACGUGGGCUCAAGAGAUCUUCAUGAUGGAGAUCAAAGGCCGAGAGGUGGUGGUCUAUUCCAGCGGAUUCCGGUCCAGGGCUGGGCGGAAAAGAUUGCAGCAUGGAAGCUUGCCAUGAUAUCGCUAGCACCGGAUCUUCCGUUCAGAUUACAGUCUUGGCGAACGGGAGCCUCGUCAAAAUGUGCGGGUCUACCUCCUGGAUACCGGUCUCAACAUGCAGCAUCCGAAUUCUUCGGUCGACUCAAGCCAGGUAUCACACGUGGGCAAACUCAGGACGAUUGGGACAUAGACUGGCUUUUUCCUAGAGUAGAUAACAUAGAGAAAUUUUUUGUCACAAUGCCUGGCGGCAUGAUUAUCCAGCAGCCGUAUGAAUACAGCUACAUCGACCCGGACUCCCCAAAUCCUGAUGGUGGGAUCCAUCCAGCUUACUCAGACUUUCGAUUAAGACAGGUCGAGUAUGGCGAUCAUCUUGGUCAGGCGCAAAAGUGUCGUCAUACGGUCGUCAAGUUGCCACAAUAUACCAACGGCCCUCGCUCCGCAAGUGGCGUAUUGUUUCCCCUUUUCUCGGUCAAAGACGCAAUUGCCAUGAUGACCGAGGUUAUAGAGGAGAAAAAGCGACUAGGAGAAGAAUACUUUGUGAUCUCCUCUGCCCUGGGAUAUCCGUUUGGCGAUCAAGGCGACGUAAGCCAAUAUCCAAAGAGUGCUGAGAAAAAUUUCUCAAAGAUGUGGAGAAAUUUUCUAGACUGGGUUGAUGACAACGCAAUUACUAUCAGCGCCGCUGUGGGGAAUACAGGCGAUGAGAAUCCAGAGAUUGGCCUCAUUCCCGCACGGCUGUUCCGCAAUCCGGAGAUUGUAAUAGGAAGUGUCACACCUGACGCUGUGGCUCAUCCGGAAUCUCAAGGUCAUAUAGGAGACAAUAUCCUGACAGCCUACGCACUAGGUGCAGGUGCUUGGAUCGUGUCAAGUGAUCCAAGUGGGGCUUACAUUUUUCAAUACCUUGACCCUACUCUGAGCGCCGUGACAUCGUAUGCGUGUGGAAUCACAAUUGGCUAUAUCGCCUAA